This is a messenger RNA of Spinacia oleracea (spinach), 2465 nucleotides long. Its product is annotated as probable WRKY transcription factor 31. Gene Ontology annotation, molecular function: sequence-specific DNA binding; DNA-binding transcription factor activity. The record is from RefSeq and is a predicted model, not a curated record. The transcript has 6 exons. The coding region runs from base 183 to 2090 and encodes 635 amino acids. NCBI's taxonomy places the organism in Eukaryota, Viridiplantae, Streptophyta, Magnoliopsida, Caryophyllales, Amaranthaceae. Gene Ontology annotation, biological process: regulation of DNA-templated transcription.
AACCCUUUUUAUAGGCGCUCUAUAUGUUCAGUUAAAAGACUUCAGACUUCCAAACAUUUCUUCUUCUUCUCCCUCUUCUCCUCUUUCUCUCUCUUAAACUCAGACAAUUUCAUUCAUUUUUCUCUCUCUCCUAAAACCCCAACCAAUCAGAACAAACCUUACUUGAUCAUCUCAUCACUUAAAUGGACAGCAGAGGAUGGGGACUUGCCCUUGAAUCAUCAUCACCACCGUCUGAUCUUAAUCACCCGUUUCGUCACAAACUCAACAGUAAUAGUAAUAAUCAGAUGUUUCACGGUCUAGAAUUCCCGGUAAAUCUCCACCGCCGAACAGAAAGUGAUCAUCAAAUGGAAGAAGUCGACGAUGAAAACCACAACAACAAUAACAAGGAAGUUGAUUUCUUUUCUGAUCAUAAUAAUAAGAAGAGUAAUAAUAAUAGUCCUGUACAUAGGUCUUCGUUAUCAGCUGCACCUCAUCUUAUUAAUCAUCGUGUGAAAGAGGAAGCUUCUUCUCGUGAUCAUCAUCAAUCUGCUGCGGUUGAUCAUCCUACAUCUCUCCUCGAUAAUGUUAAUACUGGUCUACAUCUUCUAACCACAAAUACGGGAAGCGAUCAAUCUACGGUAGAUGAUGGUGCUACAUCGGAUGCAGAAGAUAAGAAAACAAAAAAUGAGUUAGUAGUGCUUCAAGCUGAGCUACAACGUAUGAAUGCUGAAAAUCAAAAGUUGAAAUCCAUGUUAAGUCAAGUGAGCAACAACUAUAAUUCCCUUCAAAUGCACUUAGUAACCGUAAUGCAACAACAACAUCUCCGAAAGACCGAAAGUACACAACACGAGACAAGUAUGCAAUCAAAGGUAGAGGAGAAGCAAUCAAUGGUACCACGCCAAUUCUUAGAUUUGGUCACCGGUGCAAACACUGAGGCCGAUGAGCUAACGUCUCAAACUUUAUCGGACGACGGCGAGAGGACGAUCGACCGGUCUAGUUCGCCGUUAAACUCCAUGGAAGUAGCCUCAAGAAUCAAUAAUAAUAAUAAUAAGAUGAUUUCUAAUUAUGAUGAUGUGAAGAGAAUAAGGGAAGAAAGUCCUUCUUUAGGGUCGGAUGCACAAGGGUCUUGGGUGCAAAAUAAGGUGCCUAGAUUGAUGAACAAUGUUAAUGUGGUUAAGGCUACUACUAGUCCUACGGUGGAUCAAACUGCAGCCGAAGCUACAAUGAGGAAAGCUCGUGUCUCGGUUCGAGCUCGGUCCGAAGCACCCAUGAUAAGCGAUGGAUGUCAAUGGAGAAAAUAUGGACAAAAGAUGGCGAAGGGAAACCCUUGCCCUAGAGCUUAUUAUCGGUGCACGAUGGCCGUUGGUUGCCCCGUUCGCAAACAAGUUCAAAGAUGUGCGGAGGAUAGGACAAUUUUAAUCACAACUUAUGAGGGGACUCACAACCACCCGCUGCCACCGGCAGCCAUGGCGAUGGCCUCGACCACGGCAGCCGCGGCAAGCAUGCUCUUAUCGGGCUCGAUGCCGAGCGGCGACGGGCUAAUGAACCCGAAUUUCUUAGCUAGGACCAUACUCCCUUGUUCAUCAAGCAUGGCAACAAUUUCAGCUUCAGCCCCUUUCCCAACCGUUACUUUGGACUUGACCCAUUCACCAAACCCGCUCCAAAUAAGGCCACCAAAUACCCAAGCAACUGGCCCAUUCCAAAUCCCCUUCCCUCCUCCAAAUGCCCAAGUGGGGCCCAAUUUUUUCAACUCAAUUCCUCAAAUAUUUGGUCAAGCAUUGCUCAACUCUAACCACCACAACAACAACAACCAAUCUAAAUUCUCCGGCCUACAAUCUUCCACCCCACAAGCCUUCGACGGGGCCCACUUGCAACACCCUACCCAAAACGCCGCCUUCGCCGACACCCUAAGUGCCGCCACCGCCGCCAUCGCCUCCGACCCGAACUUCACGGCCGCCCUAGCGGCCGUCAUCUCGUCGAUCAUGGGUGGGGCCCGCCCCUCGGCCGAAAACAAUAACAAUGCUCGCGGGAACUCGCCUGGUGGUGGUGCCACUACUAGUGUGAACACGGCUAAUAACGUCACGUCUAGUAGUAGCAUGCAACAACAAUAGAAAAAAGGUUGUUACAAAAGGAGGAAGUUAUACACAAAUGGACACAUAUUAUUCGUUUGAUAAUAUACUUUUAAAAGGCGAAACCCUCGCUCUCAGGGCUCCGGUUACAUUGAAUUAGCUGAACUUUUUUUUUUUAUCAUUUAGUAUUACUUUUUAUCAUAGUAGUGCUUAGGAAGGGGAUAAGGAUCAGGUAAAAACAUGUCCAUACUUUUAUUUUAUUUUCCUAGUAGGUCUUUGAGGAGAAGACUUACAGAAGACACGUUCAUUCUUUUAUCACAUCAUUAUUUUGUUUUUGAAUAAUUUAUCCGAUUUUCGAUAAAUACAUAAUACAAACUUUUUUUCGAGAGAAAAUAAUACAAGUUCAUUUUAUUGUAA